AGGAUGGAGAGAGAGCGAGGUUUCGCCUUCAAGUUGCUGGUUCCCCGCGGCCAGGUGAGCGGCCAGGUGAGCGGCCAGGUGAACGCUGUCCCGCCCCGGGGAGUGGACGAGGACCUGAGGGCGCUGAAGGAGGGUUUCAGUAAGUGUAACAAUAAACCAAACAUGGCAUUCCUCAAUUCAAGUGUGGCUGCACCAUCAAGACCACUCAGACCAGACUUUCCCAAGAUGAAAGCUGUGUCUCCAAUGGAAAAAGAGAAGAAUAAGUGUGGUCCUGGUGAGCUUUAUUCCAAGAUGUUUGAUGAAUUUGAGAAGAUAAAGUGUUGGAAGAUCAAAGUUGACAGUGACACAGUGCAUCAGGAAAGAAGACUCCAAGAUAACAAAAGAACAAUUGAAGCUCAACGCAAAGCAAUUCAGGAAUUGCAGUUUGGCAAUGAAAGCCUCAGCAUAAAGCUGGAGGAACAGAUCAGUGAAAACGAAGAUUUAAGGAACAGAAACAAUGCUACAAGGAAUUUGUGUGAAACACUCAAGGAAACCUUUCAGUGGUCAACUGAAAAAAUGCAUUUCCUUGAAUCUGAAAGAGAAGAAACGCAUCAUCUCUUCACGGAAAAUACUGAGAGUGUAAAGAAACUGAUUGCAGCGUUUGAUAGUCUUCAUAUUCAAGUAGAAGCUGACCAACAAGAGAUGCAAAAAGUCAAGGAAAGCUUACUGCAGUUUGAAGAUCUAAAAGAGAAAUGGCGUCAAGAACAUGCGAUGAAAGAUGAAAAGAUUGUAGUGCUCCAGACAAAGAUUGAGGAAAAGGAGAAUGAACUGGAAAAAGUCCUGCUUGACCUUGAUAAAAGCCACAAAUACUGCAAACAGCUUCAGGAGUCAAUACAUCAACAAUUGGAAUCUCUCAAAAAUUCUAACUCUGAAAAAGAAUCCCUUCUUCAAAACCUGCAUGCUGCUGAGCAGUGCUGUAAAGAAACCAAAAAAACAAAGGAAACUAUAGCUGCAACUCUGGACCAUACUAAAAAAGAAUAUGAGCAGAUGAUUCAAAGCAAAGAUCUCAGCAUUCAGGAGCUUUCUAGAGUAAAACAUCAACAGGCAGAAAAGCUGGAGGAGAUUCAAUCAACCAUACAGGAGCUUCAAAAUUCAAAAGCCCUAGAGACACAGAGGGCCAAAAAUCUUGAAGAUAAACUUGUCGCAAACAACUAUGAACUUGAAAAGACAACUAUACUUUUAGGAGAGACCAUGGAGCAAGUUACAAAGAAAGAUGAUUUAAUCAAAAUCCUUGAGGAUGACCUGGAAAUAAAGUCAAAGUCCGCUGAGUCCUUGAAGAGUGAGAUUGACAUCUAUGAAACCAGGGUGGAUGAACUCGUUGCUGCGGUGUCGAAUAAAGAAGAGGGAAUCCAGAUUUUUAAGAUCAAAAUGCAGGAACUUGAGGAACAAUUGUCUGCUCAAUUGAAGAAAAAGGAAGAAUGCAACUCUCAGAUGGAGCAACUAAAGAAAGACCUUGUGCAGCAUGAAAUGAAGUAUGGAGAGCUUUUGUUGAAGUUUAAAGAGCUGCAGUCUGAGAAGAUGACCAUUCAGAAGGAGCUUGAAGAUGGAUUGUCCAGUGUAAAGAUUAUAGAUGCAAACAGGAAGUUGAGUGAAGAGAAGGAAAAUCAACUUAACAAUGAAAUUCAAAGACUGGAAGAAGAAAACCUGUGUUUACAAGAUGAGGUAAAUACCAUUAAAACCACAAUCAUCGGGGCACAUCAAGAAACGGAAACUCUGCAGAAGACAAUGGAAGGAAAAUUUCACUAUAUGCAGACGGAAAUGACAAAAAACGAGAAAUGCAUCAAAGCUCUGGAAGCAAAGUUGAGUAGCCUCAAGAAAAAAAAUGAAAUUAAAUACAAGGCCCAGGAAGAGUGUAAGCAAGAGAAUAAAAUGCUCAAAAAGCAAAUAGCGAAGGGGAUUUCAAAAUCCAGUGAACUUGAAAAGAUGAUUGACAGACUGGAAGAGGAAUGCCAGAACUAUAAAACGCUGAAAGACAAUGAUCAACAGAAAUUGCUGAAGGAUCUUAAGUCAAAGUCAACCUUUGCAGCAGAGCUUGAGAAUGAGGUAAAGAGGCUCAGAUUAACAGCAGCUGAAGCUGUUCAGAACAAGGAAGAUUUAGAACUCAAGUGUCAGCAUAAGAUUGCAGAAAUGGUUGCACUGAUGGAGAGACAUAAGAGUCAAUAUGACCGUAUGGUUGAAGAGAAGGAUAGAGAGCUUGAUGAAAACAAGAAGAAAGAAAUGGAGACAGUUGCCCAUGCAAAAUCCCUGGAAUCCCACCUGUCGAAACUCAAGACAGAUAAUGAACUGCUGAAGAAACAGUUGGAGAUGGAGACAACAGAGAAGGAAAACCUACAGAAAAAGCAAACUGAUUUGAUGAAAGAAAUGUCUGCUGUUAAAAUGACCCAGUCAUCAACACAAAGGGACAAGUCAGCUGUUUCAAACUACAAAGAGGGGAGAGGCAUUGAUACUCCAGAGAAUACUUCAAAGAGUUGCAUAUUUGACUUCCCAAAGACCAGGACAACUCCCUCUGACAGCAAUGGUGUGAAUACUCCAGUUCUUAUGAAGGACAUUCUUGGUAAGGAUAAGAAAACUCCUGGAAGUAAGGCUAAAAGCAGCAGUGGAGCAUUGAAGACCCAAUCCUACAGAGUAAGGACACCCCCCUCUAAUGGAAAGGCUGCACCAUGGGGCAAGAGUGCCAUAGAGCUUGAACCUAAGUCUGACAGCUCUGAUCAUACAGAUCUCUUGAUGUUUGCAAAGGUGCCAGAACGAAGUGUUUCUGCUCUACAGUCCAAACGCAAUAUCUUCAGGAAGAUUAAGAGCCCAGUUGAUUGUAAAUCACCUGGGAACUCCUUGAAGUUGGCUGCAAUGAAAAGAAUUAGAGAUGCUGGUUGGACUGCUGUUACUGGCAGUGACCAAAAAAAGAAGAAGUCCAAUGAAAAGAUUUUUGCCUAACUAUUGCAGUUACAGGGCAGAUAAACAGUGUUAACAAUAUUAUCACUGACAGGCAUAGGUGUCUUUAGGGUUUGACAGAAACUGAAAGAUAAGGAUCAAAUGUACCAAUAUCAAAAUUGAAAGUGUUAAUAUUAGUCUUUUUUUUUUCUUUUUUUUCCAUUUUGGAGUUCAUACAGUUCUGCUUUGGAAGUAUAGCUUAGGUGACUGUGGCGCUACCCACAAUGCUUUUAAGGACUUUGCAAAAGGAAAGGUGCUGUUGCACAGAAUAAGUUUACUUUGGUUCACAUGAAACAUUGUUGACUUUACCUAGGUUUAUCUUGUUAA
Molecule: messenger RNA, 3294 nt
Organism: Cololabis saira (Pacific saury)
Lineage: Eukaryota; Metazoa; Chordata; Actinopteri; Beloniformes; Belonidae
Product: synaptonemal complex protein 1-like
Exons: 32
Coding region: 4-2970 (988 amino acids)
Biological process (GO): lateral element assembly; meiotic DNA repair synthesis; synaptonemal complex assembly
Cellular component (GO): male germ cell nucleus; transverse filament; central element
Molecular function (GO): double-stranded DNA binding
Source: RefSeq, a predicted model, not a curated record